This is a messenger RNA of Symbiodinium sp. CCMP2456, 1854 nucleotides long. Lineage: Eukaryota; Dinophyceae; Suessiales; Symbiodiniaceae. The record is from the annotation of a GenBank genome assembly.
AUGAGACCACUGCCGGCGGGGCCUCGGGAGGGCUUGUUGGUCUUUGCGUUCAGGCUUGAGGCCCGAGUGUUUGCUCUGGAAGAGGAGGAUAGGUGGAGUCAAUCUCUCCCGGGGUUCCUCAGAGGAGUGCAGCUCUCCCAGGUGUCCGCUUCCGCUCCCUCUUCUGCUUCUGACGGGUCUUGCUCCACUCGUCCCGGCGGACCGAACUCCGUCUUCCGUACUGAGGUGGCUGAGAACGUGGGGCACUUUUUGCGUCGCGCAUUGGACGGGGCCUACCGGGGCUCGUCUGGAAGGGAUCAGUUGAGUGUGGCUUCUCGCUAUUACAUAGUCCUUGCUGAUUUCGAGGGCCGGCAAUUUGCUGAGCCUUGUGUCUUUUCGACUUUCUCCAGGGCCAAGGCUUUGUGCAUUCGAGGCCCUGAUAAAGGGCAGAGCAUUUUUGUGGGCUUACCGAGCCAGACUGAGGAAGCCGUUAUCCCGGGUAGCACUCCUGCCUUCCAGAGGCUCCGGGAUUAUAUUUUGGAAGGUCCGGAGGUCUCUUGUCAGAUUGUCGUAGUUGGGGAGUUUGAAGGGCAGUUCUUGGUUGCUGUGCCACAAGGUUCUUGCAUCUUCAGAAGAGGAUUCCAGGACCUAGCCGAGGAAGGUGGCAGCGAGAUGCAAGAUGGAGCCGGGGACCAGGGAUGGGAGCAGAGGCUUCGUGUUCUGGAGCUGGGCAUGCGCCAGCUUCAGACGAGCAUGCAGACCUUGGUGGAUGGAGUUCCUUUGUCUCGCGAGGAGCUGGCAGAAGUUCCUCCCGAGCCUGCGCCGGCCGCCGGAGUUGGGGCUUUUCAGGGAGCUCCGCCCGGGCUGUCAAGACCGCCUCGUUUAGCUGGCCUAGAUCCGGGGGUAGUGGAUGCUGCUCGUGCUGCGGGGAUCCCAGAAAAUCAGCUCGCCAAGAUGUCUCAGAUGGCUACCGCAGGGCGGGGCCGGCUCGGCGGACGGGCCAAGGCGGCACCUCGGAGGGCUGCGGAUCCGCUGGACGAAUCGGACGAAGAGGUGGUGGCAGCCGCUGGCGAUGGGGAGGCUUUAGCUUCCGGGAGCCAGGUCACGCAGGCGAUGAUCCAGAUCAGCAAGGUCCUGAAGGCCAUGCACAGCGAGAGGGAGAAGCGGAACGAUCUGGAAGAGCUCCUGGACCGCGCCGAUGGCGGCGGCGACGCCCUAGGAGGACCUGGAGCUUCGGGAAGAUCGAAGACUGCUGCAUUUCACAAAUUGCGCGGGAUUCUGAGGAAUUCGCCAGAGCUCAUAUCGGCUUCGAUCGAGGGUCUGAUUUCCGAAGAUUUCUCUCUCGCUCAGAGCGGACCGAGUUUGGAGGAUCGAAAGUGCACUGUGAGAGGUUGGGUCGAACAUCGUUCACAUCUCCAGCAGUUUGCAGGACCGAUCAGGAACGCGUGGACUUUGGCUACCAUCGUGGACCAGCUGAACAAUGCCCAGCCGGAAGCUGCGAAAGCCACAGCCCUUUUGGCGAUAGCAUCAUUGGAUCAGGCGGCAAUAGAUCAGGGGAACUGGCUGUUAGCCAGCGAGUUUGCAAUGCAGCCAUCGCCUCCGUUCAGCGCUUUUCAACGUCCUCGAAGCCUCGAUCCUUUGGAAGCGAGACAGACCAAGAUCAUCGAUUCAAGGUGGAUUUCAGUGUUCAUGUCCCGACUGAAGGAGCGAGACGCUUUUCAUACAGCCAAGAAGAACCUUUCGAGCCAAGGGUCUUCGGUCCCUCCCGGGAACACGAGUGGGGGAGACGCUGCUGGUGGAAGUGGAGAUCCUGCGCGGAAGCCCCCGCGGAAGCCCCCCAAGGGGGGGGGCAAAGGCGGCGAGAAGGAGAAGUGA